Molecule: messenger RNA, 2265 nt
Organism: Amblyraja radiata (thorny skate)
Lineage: Eukaryota; Metazoa; Chordata; Chondrichthyes; Rajiformes; Rajidae
Gene: fbxo32
Product: F-box protein 32
Exons: 9
Coding region: 337-1398 (353 amino acids)
Biological process (GO): protein ubiquitination
Cellular component (GO): nucleus; SCF ubiquitin ligase complex; cytoplasm
Molecular function (GO): protein binding
Source: RefSeq, a predicted model, not a curated record
UCCGGCAACAGAGGCUUGAGAGGAUAAAAAGGAGGCGCUGUGCAAAUCUCCCCAUAAUAAACACAAAGCCCUCAACGCACAGUGAGAAGGCAGGAGGCAAACAAACCAGAAGGGAAACCACAGCCAGGACUGGAAGAAGUGCACAGGCAAUAAAGUACAUAGGAAGGGUUUGCUUGCAAAAGGGGAAGUAAGUUAGCGAUUGUGUAAAAACUUAGAACCGGGGCAUUCGUGCUUGAACCGAGGCAGCGUUCGCACUGAAGUCCCUUCCAGCAGCCUGAGCGAGGAGACAGGGCAGCAAUUUUGCAGCAAAUCGGCGAAUCGGCACUUUCGGCCAGGAUGCCAUUCUUGGGUCAGGACUGGAGGUCCCCCGGUCAGAGUUGGAUCAAGACGGACAGCGGCUGGAAGAGGUCGAAGGUUGAAGCCAACAACAAUGUGGCGCCGCUGAACUGUUACUCCAAUGAAGAGUUUAAUAAGGAGAACUUUCUGAACAAUGUUGGGUACGAUUUCAUGACCAAGAAAAGAAAGAAGGAUAUUUUGAAUAACAACACAAAAAUCCAAUAUUUCCACCAUGAUACUUGGAUCUCAGUUCACAAAGGAAGCACGAAAGAACGCCAUGGAUACUGCACCCUGGGUGAGGCUUUUAACCGCUUGGACUUCUCCAGCGCGAUACGAGACAUCAGACGAUUCAAUUAUGUUGUUCGGUUACUUGAGCUCAUUGCAAAAUCCCAGCUCACUUCCCUCAGUGGGAUUGCUCAGAAAAACUACAUGAACAUUCUGGAGAAAGUCGUGCAGAAAGUGCUUGAAGACCAGUGUGAUAUCCGGCUAAUUAAGGAGCUACUCAACUGUCUGUACGCCACCAUUUGUGCGCUAGUCAAAGGCGUGGGGAAGUGUGUUCUUGUGGGGAACAUUAACACCUGGGUCUACAGAAUGGAGGUCAUUCUUCAUUGGCAACAGCAGCUGAACAAUAUGCAAAUCAUCAGGCCUAUAUCUACAGGAAUGACCCUGACUGAUCUACCAAUGUGCCUGCAGUUGAACAUCUUAGAGAGGUUGGCUGAUGGGAGAGAUAUUGUAAACCUUGGACAGGUAUCUCCUACCCUGCAAGUUCUGAGUGAGGACAAGCUUCUAUGGAGAAAAUUGUGCCGCUACCACUUCACAGAGCGCCAGAUUCGCAAACGUCUCAUUUUAUCUGAGAAGGGUCAUUUGGACUGGAAAAAGAUGUACUUUAAACUUGGGAGAUGCUACCCAAAGAAAGAACAGUAUGUGGACACACUGCAGUUCUGCCGACACUGUCACAUCCUCUUCUGGAAGGAUACUAAUCAUCCUUGCACAGCAAAUGACCCUGAUGGCUCUUACACUUCUAUUUCACCUCUUGAAUUCAUCAGUCUCUUCAAGUUCUGAAUGUGGAAAUUCCAGCAGACUCCCAGUCUGGAAGAAUUUUUUUUGCUUUUACCAAUGUAAAUAAUGUUUUAUAAUAUUUAUACUUUUUACACUGAAGCUGAAAUAGAAGUGGUUUAAGUUUAUAUUUUAUAUAUUAAAGUUCAUGCUGUGUAAAUAUUGCUUGGGAUGAUUUGGGGAAUAAAAAGUUACUGAGGAAACAUUUCAAGGUGACUUGAAGGAAAGUCAAGUUGAGAUAUCAAACAGGAGGCAUUUACUCUUAAAUGGGGUUGAGUUGCAUUGCUAUAGCAAUGCAUUGAAAGUAUCCAGUUUAUCAUUUCUGGCUAUUGUUCGAAUGACUAAUGGUGUUGGCAGAAACAUUCUCUGCACUGGUUUGUUGAUUAUAAUAUUAAGAUGCACGUGUUACAGAGCAUGGGUUUGGGUAGUUCCUGCAUUCCCUUUCUUGCCUAGUUGCUGAGACGUUGUGAAAGUGAUCUGCACUGCCUUGAGCUGGUCACUUCACCCACCUGACAUCAACAGGCCGUCAGUAUCAUUUUCUGUAAAAUGGAGUUAUGGAAGUGGCUUCUGAAUUUCUGGGUGCUCCUUUGAAAAUGGAACCAACUUUGAGCAAUCAAGUUUUCAACCCCCAAUUUUGCUAUCCUGGUAAAAUAGCUGAUUCUGUGUGUGGGAAGCUGAGUUCUCUGCAGACUAUUGCAUGGUCCCAUUCUCUCACAUUGUGGUCAACUCAUGGUAACAUGAAUGUUUCGUAGGACACUUAAUUAAAUUGUGACAGGAGUGAUGGAGUGCAGGAGAUGGAUUCUUAUCUUUCUGUAUUUGUGGUCAGUUCUGUCAUUUUAUUUGCUGUUAGCAUUAUCUUCUGCCUUUUUUUUU